Messenger RNA from Eimeria maxima, 1266 nucleotides. RefSeq lists its product as hypothetical. The record is from RefSeq and is a predicted model, not a curated record. The transcript has 9 exons. NCBI's taxonomy places the organism in Eukaryota, Apicomplexa, Conoidasida, Eucoccidiorida, Eimeriidae. The coding region runs from base 1 to 1266 and encodes 421 amino acids.
AUGGACCCCGUCGACAUGGAGGCCUGGGAGGCCUCUCAACGUCGAGUUGUUCGAACACGCUGGCUGCCAACGCCAUCAGGCGUUUUCUUUCAAGGCCGCAAGCUCGCUGCUUCUCUGGCGCUGCACAUACACCAGGCCUCCCCUGUGGCUGCUCCUGCUUCCCUAGCUGCUGUUGCUUCUGCUGCAGCAAGGAGACAAUCUUUGCGAGGAUCGUUUGGUCAAGAGACAGUCAAUGCCGUUGCUCACAGGCUGCUCUCGUUGGAGGCCCACUCCUUAACACCUUGGCUGCCGUCAUUCGUGACGCUGCUGCAUCAACCCUUCGCGCUGCAGAGGCAGCUGGCAGAACACCUUGCAGCAGCAGCAGAACCUUUGCUGCUGCAGCAGCAGGAGCAGCAACCCGCUGCAGUGGAGUGGCUAGUGCAGCAGACACUGCGGGAUGCGGACCCCGGCCUACUGGGUUGGGCUCAACCUGCUCUGCUGCCUCCACGGCUCCUUCUGCAGAUAUGCGGGGGACUUCUUGGUGCUGGGUCUUACGAACUGUCCAUGGAGAUGGCUAGGCGCUUCUUCAGCAGCAUCAAAGAGUAUCUAAAGCGCGCAGCAGCAGUUCGCAGCAGCAGCAGCGAAAACAACAGCGGCAGCAGCAGCUGCACUAUGCUGCUGCCUCUUCGAGAUGUGGCGUUUUUCUACUCUGCACUCAAGCAUAGUGGUAUCCGGGAACCGGAGACGGUUCGGUUGCUGCUGCUGCAGCUGCAGGAGGACCUGCUGCGUGUUGCAGGUGACUCGAAGGCAACAACGGCAGUAGCAGCAACGGCAGCAGCGGGGCAUAAAGACGACGGUUCAACGGAAGCAGAUGCAGCAGCCGCAACAGAAGCAGCAACAACAACAGCAGCAGAAGCCGAGCGGCUGCUUGCAGUUGCUGAGGGAGGAGCAGCAGAUCUGUGUGCUGUUCUCGAUGCUGCUGCAUUCGGCUGCAGGACGCCAGCUGCAGCAGCAGCUGCUGCAGCAGCAACAACAACAGAAGCUCUUGAAGCAGCAGAAAAUGAAGUAGCAGCAGAAUUCGGUGCUAUGUUCGAACUCGCAUGGAGGAUGCUGCUGCCGCUGACCCCGCGGCUUGCCCCGCCAUGCGGGUUGCUGCUGUUUAACGCAGUGGCUGCAGGUGGCCCGCAGGCGGUCUUGACGAGUCCGGCGUAUUUGGAAAGCGUAGAGGCGUUUUUGUCCUCCCACUCGGAUUUGGAUCCCGAAGCCCUCGGCACAAUUUCUAUAUAA